Messenger RNA from Entrophospora sp. SA101, 186 nucleotides. The record is from the annotation of a GenBank genome assembly. NCBI's taxonomy places the organism in Eukaryota, Fungi, Glomeromycota, Glomeromycetes, Entrophosporales, Entrophosporaceae.
AUGGUACAUGAACAUCCAACUGGAUUACUUGAUAUUCCUUAUGUUUUUGCUAUAGAAGUACAGGGACAAGAUGAAAAAUAUAUCGAGCUCUUUCACAGGGACCCAAAAAAUUUUAUCAAACAGCAAGAGCGGGAUCAACUCAAGAAAGAAUUAUGUGAAGAACUGGAUUGUUUUAAGAUAUGUUUG